UCCCGGUUGGCAUACAUAACCUCGAAAGUGCAUGUGGGGUUUGUUGUGGUUUUUCAGGAGUGCGACAAAUCAUGGGAAAAGACCAGGAAUCUGAGGCUGGAGCCUCUCAGCAGAGUGAAAUAUGGCAGGAUCCGAGGUUUAGUCACUUGGUGAAUGAUCCGCGCUUCCGGAACAUCUCCGAAUCGCGGCGAAAAGUGAAGAUUGAUGAUCGCUUCAAGUCUAUGUUCAAGGAUCCUCGUUUUUCCCUCAAGUACUCAGUGGAUAAGUACGGGAGACGCGUAGAGAAGGAUCAAAGUGACCAGCUGAAGAAGUACUACGCAUUGAGCGAGGAGGAGGAGGAAAAUGAGGAGUCUGAGGAGGAGAAUGACGAGCUGGAGACUGGCAUUCCGCUCGGCAAGAAGAUCAAGAAGAGACUCAAGGACAUGGACAUUGAUUACGCCCGUGGCGAAGCGAAGAUUCUCACAGACAGCUCGUCGGACGAUGAGAGCUCAUCCGGAGAGGAGGAAGAUGAGGUUGUCUUUGAUCAUGUUUGGGGUGAACUGGACAAUGACGCUCCCCGGACGGAUGAAUCCACCAAACGACUGGCCGCCUGCAAUAUGGAUUGGGAUAAGAUGAGAGCGGUGGACAUUUUGGUGCUGUGCAGUUCCUUUCUUCCUGAUGAGGGGAAGAUCGUGAGGGUUUCUGUCUAUCCUUCUGAGUUUGGCAGGGAGAGGAUGAAGGAAGAGGACCUGAAGGGUCCUGCAGAGCUGCUCUCGCUGGGAAUGGAAGCAGACGAGGAUGGCACAGAGGCCAGGUCAUCUAAGGACGAUGAUCAGGAGGGAGAUGAAUAUCACAUGGAGAAGCUGAGAGAGUAUCAGCUCAACAGACUCAAGUAUUUCUAUGCGGUGAUUGAGUGCGACAGCGUCCGGACAGCGGAUUUCCUGUAUGCCGAGUGUGAUGGGCUGGAAUACGAGAGUUCAGCCACGAAAAUGGACCUCCGAUUCAUUCCGGACGACAUGGAGUUCGAAGAGGAAGCGCACGAUGUCUGCGAAAAGCUACCCAAUUUCAAAGAGUAUCGCCCGAGGCACUUCCAGACAUCCGCUCUGCACAAUGCAAAGGUCAGGCUGACUUGGGACGACACGUGUGAGGACAGGAAGGAGUUCAAUCAAAAAGUGGCUCAAGGGAAGAUCACUGAGGUUUCGCAGGACGACUUGAAGCGCUUCAUCGCGUACAGCAGCGAAGAAGAGGAGGAAGAAGCAACUGAAGAUGGAAAAGAAGCAUCUGGGAGUGAAGAUUCUGACGAGGAGAACAAGAAGACUUCGAUAGACAAGUACAAGAGUCUUUUGAGUGAGAUUAAUGAGCAGGAGAAGCGGAAGAAGAGCGACAAGAUUGAACGAGAGUUCUCCUGGGGAAUUAUGGUGGGAAAGGAUGAUGAAGACAAGUCCGAGGAUGAUGAGAAGACAUCGUCUUUGACACCCUUCGAGCGUCUCGUGGAGAAAAAACAGCAGAAGCAGAAGAAACGGAAGGAGGAUCUGAAGAAGAAGCAGGAGGAUUCUGAGGAAGAGAGUGAGGAUGAUAUUCCUGAUGGAAUCGACAUGAACGAUCCGUACUUUGCUGAAGAAUUCGCCGGGGGCAAUUUUGCUCCUCUGAAGGAUCCUAAGAAAGCGCAGAAGAAGAGAAAAGAACGCGAAGCUGAAGAGAGAGAAGCCCAGGAAGAGGAGGAGAAGCAGAAUGCUGAACUGGCUCUUCUGCUGGACGAUCAAGAUGAUGGCAAGGCUCACUUCAGCCUCAAGAAGAUCCAAUCGGCUGAGGCGGAGUCCAAGAAGCGCAAGAGGAAGAAGCUGCUGAGAAAGUCCAAGGCGCAAAUCGCAGAGGCGAAGGCAAACAAGGUCGCUGAAGAUGACUUCCGUAUCGAUUUUAAGGAUGAGCGCUUCGCGGCUCUGUUCACAACUCCGGAGUUCAACAUUGAUCCAACGCAUCCGAGCUUCAAGAAGACGCGCGCCAUGGAGGAAUUGAUCGGGGAGAAGCUGAAGAGGAAGCAGGAAGAGCCAAUCGUCGAGUGCGAUGGCAAGAAGGCCAAGAAGGAUGCCGAAGUGUCGGUUCUGGUGAAGAGUAUCAAGAGAAAGGUGAAGAACAAGAACUGAAGGGGGAAAAGAUGUUGCAAGAAAUAAACUGUUAAUUUCCUACACUCUGACUUUCACUUCCAAUCAUUGGAUUUUUAUGCAUUCUGUGUAUUUUUGUCUCAUAAUCAUUAUUAUAUAGGAGAUAUUUACAGACCAUUUUCACGUGUUUGUGUUCAUGUGUUCCAUUUAGAAUAGUUUUUCUUUCUCUCCACCAAAAAGUCUCGUCCUGACAGAACGAACGCGGUCUCUCGUGAACAAAGAAGUAAAUGAAAGCUCAAACCUACGUCA
Messenger RNA from Phlebotomus argentipes, 2390 nucleotides. Its product is annotated as ESF1 homolog. The transcript has a single exon. The record is from RefSeq and is a predicted model, not a curated record. Gene Ontology annotation, biological process: rRNA processing. The coding region runs from base 72 to 2123 and encodes 683 amino acids. Gene Ontology annotation, cellular component: nucleus. Gene Ontology annotation, molecular function: RNA binding. Lineage: Eukaryota; Metazoa; Arthropoda; Insecta; Diptera; Psychodidae.